This is a messenger RNA of Prosopis cineraria, 1705 nucleotides long. RefSeq names its product nibrin homolog. Gene Ontology annotation, biological process: mitotic G2 DNA damage checkpoint signaling; double-strand break repair via homologous recombination. The transcript has 10 exons. Gene Ontology annotation, cellular component: Mre11 complex. The record is from RefSeq and is a predicted model, not a curated record. Bases 97 to 1452 code for a protein of 451 amino acids. Gene Ontology annotation, molecular function: damaged DNA binding. NCBI's taxonomy places the organism in Eukaryota, Viridiplantae, Streptophyta, Magnoliopsida, Fabales, Fabaceae.
CCUCCCAAAAAGCCAGUCUCGGCGGGAGCGACUGAGCGAGUACGAAUUAUUCAAGAAUUUAUAAAGGGGAAACUCGGAGAAAAACUUGGAAGAAAAAUGGUGUGGGGUCUCUUCCCCGUCGACCCUCUUUCAGGUGAAGAUAAGUACUACAUUUUUAGAUGUGGAAUCUACAAAGUUGGUCGAAAAGCACUGCCCAACUUUUAUAGUUUUAUGUUCAUAAUAGGUGGUGGCAUUACAAAUGCAAUAGGACAAGAGUGCACCCAUGUGCUGGUGGAUCAGAACACGCCUUUGAAAAACGAUCUUGUUGAUGCUGUUGUAGCCAGGAAACCUUUUAUUCUCAAAACUUGGGUUGAGUUUGUUGCAGAAAAGAGCAUCAGCACUGAAAUUCCUAGCUAUAAUUCCAGCUAUAUUCCAACACUGUCGGUGGAAGGAGCAUCUGUUAGAGUUGUUGACCCUAAAGCUCGCGAACACUGCUUAAAAGGAUAUACUUUUUUGUUGGAUUCAGUUCGCUUGAAUAAAUUUGGCGGCAAGUUAAAAUCUUUAUUGGAAGUGGCUGGUGCAAAAAUUGCUUCUUUUGAAGAAUUCUGUUCAGAUAGCCAAGGAUUAGAUUAUGGGGAAGAUAAUCGUGUAGUUUGUAUCAUCCCAGGAGGACCAGCAAGCAACUCUGAUCGCUUCAAUAAACAAAGUUCCUUACCUAGAGUAAAUGAGAUAGACAUUAUAUCUGCUGCUUUAAGUGGACAGCUAGAUCUGUCUAUAUUGAUCUCACCCUGUGUACUUGUUUCAUCUUCAUGCUCUACGGAUGAGACAAUAGUUGCAGAUUCUGACACUGAAGUUGAAACGGCCACAUCAGCUCGUGCAAGUGAGACAUUGUGUAGAGGAGAUGAUAUAAAAUGUGAAAAAGGUGAGAUACCAUUGGAUGAUGCUCCUGCCAGGUCUAGUAACAUGAAAUUUGUGAGAACGGAGACAUCCUUGGAUGGAGUUUCUGCCAGAUUGUCGGAAAAAGGUGACAUCAAAACUGAACAUAGAGAAUCAGCUUUGCAUGACGCUUCGCAACCUACCAGCUUUAGGGAAGGUGGUUGUGGUAUGAUAGUGAAGAAAGAUGAGGUUGAUGAUUCCGGAAGUAGACAUUCAGACAUAAUUUACAGCCAAGAUUUAAUUGUCCGAGAUAUAGAUUUAUCUUCUGGAACAAAUGCUGCAUCAAUCAGCAGUCUUCCAAAUUUCAAACGCUUUAGAAAGAUGCACACACAGUCAGGGAAUAGCUUCAGCAAUCUUGUUCCCUUCGCUAAAUAUCCAUACAAGGACUCUGACUGUGAAAAUGAGGAGAUUAAUAAAUCUGUAAAGGAAGAGAAAAAAAGAAAGCAAAUGGAGGCUAUUGCAGAAGACUUGUUUAAUAAUCAGAAGGCGAGAAAGCGAGGCACAGCUGGCUCACUUCGAGGCAUUCUUAUUUCAUGAAGGCAACCACAAGCCUCUCUUCAUACUGUUUAAUUUACUGUUGGCAUUUUUCAAGAUACGGACUAGACUAAAUUCGUGUGAAUCAUGGUAUGCUUUUGAGUUUAUCAAAUAAUGUAUUAAUUAGUGGCUAGACUGGUUUCUGAUAGGUAAGUGCCAGAAAGUAUAUAGAGUAGUUUCAUCCUGCAGUGACAGACUCUGAUGUCGUGUUAUAUUUGAGUAAUUAAUGGUGGUAAGAAAAUGAGUAGUUAAUUAA